AUGGAGAUGAAGCUGACGAUUAAGAGGGUUCCGACGGUGCUGUCCAACUACCAGGAAGAAGGAGGCGGGGGCUGCGGCAGGAACUGCCUCGGGGAUUGCUGCUUGCCUGCUUCCAAGCUCCCCCUCUAUGCUUUCAAGGCCGACCCAAAGAAGCCUGCGCAGGAUGAUGAGCUCCCUACCGAGUUCUUCCUAAAUUCUCUCCUCCUUGCACAGAUUUCAGAACUUUAUCAGAUGUUUCCUUUGAGGAAUAAGAAUGAGACCUCAUCCCUCGUAACUCUUAAGCAUAAGUGGGAGGACAGGGUGGCCCGAGGCCUAUUCAGAUAUGACGUAACAGCCUGCGAGACCAAGGUGAUUCCUGGCGAGCUUGGGUUUGUUGCACAGCUUAACGAAGGCCGCCACCUCAAGAAGCGCCCGACCGAGUUCCGUGUUGACCGUGUGCUCCAGCCAUUCGAUUCUGCCAAGUUCAACUUCACCAAGGUUGGCCAGGAGGAGGUUCUCUUUCGCUUUGAGAAAGGUGGUGGCGACAGCAGCUAUUUCCUUGAAAAUGCCCCAAGCACUGAGGGUGACCAUGCUCCCAGCGUUGUUGCAAUCAAUGUGAGCCCUAUUGAGUACGGUCAUGUGCUUCUCAUUCCACGUGUCCUUGACCGCCUGCCUCAGCAAAUUGAUCCUGAAAGCUUCCUGCUUGCACUACACAUGGCAGCUGAGGCUGCAAGCCCAUACUUUAGGCUUGGUUACAACAGCUUGGGUGCCUUUGCCACCAUCAAUCAUCUCCACUUCCAGGCAUACUACCUGUCAGUACCUUUUCCUGUUGAGAAGGCGCCUACCAAGAAGAUCCCCCUUGCCAAGUGUGCGCUGAAUAGUGGAGUGAAGGUGUCAAAACUGACAAAUUUCCCCGUGAGAGGUCUGGUGUUUGAGAGAGGGAACACACUGAAGGAUUUGGCUGAUGUGGUUACCAACGCUUGCAUUUGGCUCCAGGAGAACAAUGUUCCUUUCAACGUCCUCAUCUCUGAUUCCGGUAGAAGGAUCUUCGUUUUUCCUCAGUGCUAUGCCGAGAAGCAGGCUCUCGGUGAAGUGAGCCAGGAUCUGCUAGACACGCAGGUGAACCCUGCAGUAUGGGAGAUCAGUGGCCACAUUGUUCUGAAACGGAGGACGGACUUCGAGGAGGCUUCAGAAGCAUCAGCCUGGAGGCUUCUCGCUGAGGUGUCUCUGUCGGAGGAGCGAUUUGAGGAGGUGAAGGCAUGUAUCUUUGAGGCCACCGGCCUCACUGAAUCUGACGAGGAAGAGGAAUCCAGUGAGUCUCCUUAUGCAUCGUCAUCCUCCGUCCCACGAGCCUCUUCACACAUGUCGGAAGGUUGCCUUGUCCUUCAAGCAUUUGUGGAAGAGCGCGGACAUGUCGCGGUCCUAGGCACAGGCGAAGUCGAUGCACAAAGUCUCAAUCCCAGGCACAGUCGCAGAGAUGCACAAAUGGCCUGCUGGUUGCAGUUUGGAUGUUGGACCUGCAUCCAAAUCCUGGCCCCGAGCCAAGCCUGA
Messenger RNA from Triticum turgidum subsp. durum (durum wheat), 1530 nucleotides. NCBI's taxonomy places the organism in Eukaryota, Viridiplantae, Streptophyta, Magnoliopsida, Poales, Poaceae. The record is from the annotation of a GenBank genome assembly.